Molecule: messenger RNA, 1402 nt
Organism: Medicago truncatula (barrel medic)
Lineage: Eukaryota; Viridiplantae; Streptophyta; Magnoliopsida; Fabales; Fabaceae
Product: 2-oxoglutarate-dependent dioxygenase DAO
Exons: 3
Coding region: 142-1038 (298 amino acids)
Source: RefSeq, a predicted model, not a curated record
AAGUUAGUGGAAUCCCACUACCAAGUCUACCACUAGUGUCAUAACCUUGCUUCAACACCUUCUUCAUUCACGAUUCCGCGUUGCCUUUGGUAAACAUUGUUUUGUUCUGCUUCCUAGCCACGCAUUUUGCAGAUCCGAUUCAUGGAAGAGACUAUUCCAGUGAUUGAUCUUGAGAAGAUUUCAGAGCAAUCCGAAUGCCAAAAACUAAGAGAAGCAUGUGAAAGAUGGGGUUGUUUCAGAAUCAUCAACCACUCUAUUCCUUCCACCCUUAUGUCUGAUAUGAAGAUCGUUGUUCAAGCUCUUCUUGAUCUUCCUAUGGAUAUCAAGAAAAACAACAAAGAUGUCAUUGCUGGUAGUGGUUACAUGGCACCAAGUGCUGUCAAUCCUCUCUAUGAAGCUUUAGGCCUCUAUGAUUUAGGUUCUUCACAAGCUGUGCAUGAAUUCUGCUCUCAAUUGAAUGCCACACCUCAUCAAAGGGAAAUAAUGGAGGCAUAUGGCAAAGCAAUACAUGAUUUGGCAGUCAAAAUAGGACAAACGAUGGCUGAAUCACUGGGCAUAGGUAGUGCUGAUUUUGAGGACUGGCCUUGCCAGUUCAGAAUUAAUAAAUAUAGCUUCACCCAAGAAUCUGUAGGGUCCCCUGGAGUCCAAUUACACACAGAUUCAGGGUUCCUAACAAUUCUUCAAGACGAUGAAAAUGUUGGCGGUCUUGAAGUGAUGGACAGUUCUGGAUCAUUUGUUUCAGUCCCACCAUUUCAUGGAACCCUCCUUGCCAAUCUUGGAGAUAUUGCUAAAGUAUGGAGCAAUGGAAGGUUUUACAAUGUAAAGCACCGUGUACAAUGCAAGGAAGCUACCACACGCUUUUCAAUUGCUACAUUCAUGUUGGGACCGAGGAAGGGAAAUGUUGAGGUUCCAACAGAGGCGGUGGACCAUGAUCACCCACGUCUAUAUAAACCUUUUGUUUAUGAUGAUUAUAGAAAGCUCAGAGUUUCGAAAAAGAUGCACACUGGUGAAGCCCUUGAGCUAUUACGCUUGGCGUAAAGAUUUGAGAAUAUUAGGACUUCAUCCUCUCUACUGGGCAUGCGAAUCUUGUUGAUAGUCAUUUUUUUUUAAUCCAACACUCCAUGGCCAUGUCACAAUUCACAAAUAAGUAUUAGUACAGUGUACAUCCGUGUGUACAUGUAGUUGAUUCUAUGAUACUGAUUGCAAGCUAUUAGAGAAUGAUAGUUGGGAAAAUUGGUGAUACUCUGUUUUUACCAUUUGAUAUUAUUUGAUGUAAGGAUUACAAAGUAGAGCACAAUUAUAUAUAGUGCUGAGAUGAAUACAUUACACACAGAUCCUAACUAAACUAACUCUGGCAGUAGAUGAUUAUAACAUAUUCUAUAACAGAAGACUGUUUAUAUGA